GAAAAGCGUGGUUGGUUGGUUAGGUUUGGUUUGAGUGGGUAAUGUGCAGUGUAGGUGUAAUGGUCAAACAUAAAACAACGCAACAGCUUCUUCGCUUUUCAGUCUCUCUCUUUGUUCUUAUUAUCUUUCUGAACACUGCCCGACGUCUGCUACUGCCUGCAUUAUAUCGUAAAGCUUCGGACCCAACAACGCUCGGCCACAUCACUCCUCCGUCUUUGAAGGAGCCACACUGCAAUAUUUUCCACGUCCUGGAUUUCCUAGAUCUGGUUGACAAUUGGGUUCUGAGAAAGGAACUCAUCGCACGUUUGUUGACAUGAAAAGAUGAGAGAACCGUAUGCAUUUAUUAGACUAGGGAAAUCCAACGUGGCUCUUGAAGUUAUUCUUAUUUUGGGCCACCACCAUUGUGUAUAGUCUCAGUUCUGGUGUCGAACUGAUCAUCAGUGAGGCUUGUGGCUUUUUCACUUUGAUUUCCCCCUUGCUUCUAAAGGGCCUAGGUAUGAAGUCAAACAAUGUCAUAUAUAAAUUGAAGCCUCAACAAUGGUUCAAGUUUGAGUCUAUAGAUAAAUGACAAAUGUAUCAACGAAACAGUGUCCCUAGUUUAAGUCUACUUGGAAGCAACACAUUGGUGCAUGGUCAGCAGUUUGAUUGUGGUGGAAGUACAAUGGAACCAAUCAAUGGAGGGAACAGUUUCGCAAACAAUUCCAAUCUGAGCUCAAAGCAACGGCUACGCUGGACACAUGAGCUCCACGAACGCUUUGUUGAUGCUGUGGCGCAGCUUGGUGGGCCUGAUCGUGCCACACCAAAAGGUGUCCUUAGAGUGAUGGGUGUACAAGGCUUAACAAUAUAUCACGUCAAAAGCCAUCUGCAGAAAUAUCGUCUUGCUAAAUACCUCCCUGACUCCUCAUUUGAUGGGAAAAAAGCCGACAAGAAAGAAACAGGGGAUAUGCUUUCCAAUCUAGAUGGUUCACCAGGGAUGCAGAUUACUGAAGCUCUAAAGCUGCAAAUGGAGGUGCAGAAGCGAUUACAUGAGCAAUUGGAGGUUCAGAGACAGCUACAACUUCGGAUUGAAGCCCAGGGCAAAUACUUGAAGAAGAUAAUUGAAGAACACCAGCGGCUCAGUGGUGUUCUUUCCCAAGCACCCGGCUCAGGGGAUGCAGACUCAGUGCCAGGUGACGCCUGCCAAGACCCUGACAAUGAGAAUGACCCAUCAACUCCUGCCCCUACAUCUGAGUGCCCCCUUCAGGAAAAAGCUACUAAAGAACGUGCUCCGGCAAAGAGUCUCUCAAUCGACGAAUCCUUUUCAUCCCACAACGAACCAUUAACGCCUGAUUCUGGCUGCCCUGCUGGUUCCCCUAUCAAUAGCCCUAGAGAGAAGAGGAUGAUAAAAAAGCAAAGGGUGAGCUUGGAAGGAGCAUUUUCUAAAGCAGAAAUGGUGCUUCCACAUCAUAUACUUGAGUCAAGCAUGUCAUCAAGUCAGCAAUUGAACAGUGUGUUUCCUACGCUGGAGCAGUUUGAUCCUUCACUAGGAAUAUCUACCAGAAGUGACGGGGAACUGAAGAAGGUUGGCGGGGGAAAUCUGUGAUUGACUGUAAUAUUUGGCUUCUGUAUUAGGACUAUACCUACUAUCAUCUGAGGUUAGUUGGGUGAAUGACUUGAUAGAUCAAAGAUCCUUUUCAUGAUAAAUUCCUAACGUCACUAGGUUUAAACAGUUAGCUAAAUUUCCACGUUUUAAUUACAUUCAGAGACAUUAUGUAAAUUGGUUUGAUCUCCACUUUCUUGUAAUCUGUUCCUUACACUUGUUCAUCACUGUAUCAUCUGAAUGUUGAUGGGUUAGUUCUGGUA
Molecule: messenger RNA, 1842 nt
Organism: Prosopis cineraria
Lineage: Eukaryota; Viridiplantae; Streptophyta; Magnoliopsida; Fabales; Fabaceae
Product: myb family transcription factor PHL7-like
Exons: 8
Coding region: 572-1582 (336 amino acids)
Molecular function (GO): DNA-binding transcription factor activity; DNA binding
Source: RefSeq, a predicted model, not a curated record